AUGGCCGACGAUAGCAACCUCGGAGUCUACGUAAUGACGCCGCCGGACGUUGAUGUAUGCCCUUCCGAGUCCAAGCUGCCGGAGAACUCAGCUCAUUUUCUAGACCUCCAGCAACCGUCGUCGCCACAGACCUUACUCCCCCCCAAAGGCCAUGACGGCCAGAGCCUUGACCUUCCCAAUCUGAAAUUCCAGAAGUGCGAUGCCGAUCAAGAAUGGGAUCUGGAGCCUGCAAAGUUCGACUUCAUCCACGGUCGGAUGCUUGCAUCGGGCAUCCAUGACUGGCCGGGCCUGCUCGCGAAGAGUUUCAUGCAUCUGUGCCUUGGCGGGAGGCUCGAAUUUCUGGACCUCUGUCACCCAUUCCGGGCGGCGAACCAGCAGUUUGAUAAUGCUGCCUCUUCACCAUUCAUUCACUUCGGCCAUCUAGCCGAGAGGACAUGGGUUCGCAACGGUCUGGAUUACUAUGCCACGACGAAGCAUACACAACGACUGAGUGAGCUCGGGUUCGAAGAGAUCAACGAGCAUGAGACCAGAAGGCCUCUAGGAGAGUGGACCGAAACGCCUCGUGAACAACAAAUCGGCAAGCUAACAUUGCAAAAUUUCUUGACUUUCAUUGACGUAGCGGGCGAAGCCUUACUCACUGGUCACAAUGCCAUGUCGAAGGCGGAAGCAAGGGACUUGGUGCGGAAGGCGAGGGAGGAUUUGAAUGAUAAUUGUCUCGAGAAGAGAUUCUACCUGACAAUGUAG
This is a messenger RNA of Annulohypoxylon truncatum, 744 nucleotides long. RefSeq lists its product as uncharacterized. NCBI's taxonomy places the organism in Eukaryota, Fungi, Ascomycota, Sordariomycetes, Xylariales, Hypoxylaceae. The record is from RefSeq and is a predicted model, not a curated record. The transcript is spliced from 2 exons. The coding region runs from base 1 to 744 and encodes 247 amino acids.